ACCGCACACAUCGACCCACUCAGCCUCCUGGGUCAGAAUGUCUCCAUCAAGGUCCGCUGCGGCCUCCUUACUUCGUUCAACCGGAAAAUGUACUGCAAAAUCAGCUGUCAGCCAUGCUCGGUGGCUUGCCACGCCUUCGUCCUCGAAAUCGAACUUUAGUCAGACAUUGGCAGCGGGACCUUCACUCGAUGACUUCAUUUCGGGGAAUGCUCAGGACAGAGUGGUCCUUGGAAAUACAUCGCAACCUCGUUUGCCAUCACAUCUAAAGACUUCAAUACCGACCGGAAAGUCCUUCAGUAAAAUCAAGAAAGAUUUGAGAGGACUAGGUUUGCAUACUGUUUGCGAGGAAGCGCGGUGUCCAAAUAUUGGAGACUGUUGGGGUGGAAAAGAAGGUGCGACCGAAGAGGAGGGUCGCAGCGCAGCUACUGCCACGAUCAUGUUAAUGGGUGAUACCUGCACACGAGGGUGCAGGUUCUGUUCUGUGAAGACUUCAAGAGCACCACCACCAUUAGAUCCUCAUGAACCGGAGAACACGGCGGAAGCUAUCAGUCGCUGGGGCCUCGGAUAUAUCGUCUUGACCAGUGUUGACCGAGAUGACUUGGCGGACGGCGGUGCACACCACUUUGCAGAGACAAUUCGCAAGAUCAAACAGAAAGCACCUCAUAUCCUUGUUGAGGCAUUGACCGGUGAUUUUGCUGGCUCGUUAUCCCACGUAUCGCUGGUCGCGAAAUCUGGCCUUGACGUCUACGCACAUAAUAUCGAGACAGCCGAGGCACUCACGCCUUUCGUUCGAGACCGACGAGCUACUUUCAGACAAAGUCUGAAGGUACUCGAACAUGCCAAGAAGGAAGGUGUUCGCAUUACUAAGACAAGUAUCAUGCUCGGUGUCGGAGAGAACGAAGCGCAAAUUAUAGAUGCCCUGAAAGAACUUAGAAAGGUUGAUGUCGAUGUCGUCACGUUUGGUCAAUACAUGAGACCAACCAAACGGCAUAUGAAAGUCGACCGUUAUGUUGAGCCCGCCGAGUUCGACCGAUGGAAGCAAGUGGCGGAAGAUAUGGGCUUCCUCUACGUCGCAAGUGGUCCUCUCGUUCGGAGUAGCUACAAGGCUGGUGAAUUCUUCAUUGAAAAUGUGCUGAAGGGCAAAGGGACCGUGAAUCGGACGAAGAAACUUGUUGCUCAAGAGGCUCAAGAAGAUUCACAAGCUUCUGCUACAUCGUCUUGACCGCUCUCUUCUACUUGCAUCCACCAUAUUAUCCUACCCGAUCGCUCUUGCUCUUGGCUGUUUUGUUCACAAUACAUUCAGCAUUGAUUAUCUUGCCUGAUCGUGCAUUAUUAAACAAACGGCUGGACAGGUCCAUAGGAUCAGCGCAAACAUGGCCUUUCGAUCAUGCCACGUCCAGCCGCCUGUUCAGCAAAGAUGAAGUUGAGAAUCAAAGAACAGUGGAAUAUGCUCCAACGAACAUGCUAAUACAUUUCAUGCCGCUAUACGGGAUUUUCUAGUGCAUCUCCAACACUUUAGGAGUCCAACUUUAUGUGGUCAGGCGUUCGAGGACUGCAUGUACUUCAUUCUUGACGAGUUUCCUUUUAUGGAUCUCUUUGUCGCGGC
Messenger RNA from Somion occarium, 1606 nucleotides. The record is from the annotation of a GenBank genome assembly. Lineage: Eukaryota; Fungi; Basidiomycota; Agaricomycetes; Polyporales; Cerrenaceae.